CAACCUUUUCACACUAAACAGUGAACACACACACUAGCUAAUCUCUUUUACUCGUCCUCCAAAGAAAACACCAUCCAAGCAUUACAGCUCAAACAAACUCCAUAUCUAAAAAGCUCCCACUAGAAAAAAGGCUCUGCCUUUACGUUAAAAAUCAUGUCUUUUGAUUCUUGAAAUUACUUCCUCAACAAAAACAUAAAAAUCCUAAGAAAAAAAAAAAGAAAAAAGAAAAUGCAGGGGUCACCAGAUGGCUCAAAUCCCCUGUUUACUUCCUAAUUCUUGCCGGCCUAACAUGCUGCAGCAACUAUUUAACAACUCCGGCGGCCGGAAAUAAAAAGCUGAGGGCAUUAAUGGAGAUCAAGUCAUCUUUGGAUACGGCGAACAAGUGCCUGUCCUCGUGGGCCGCUUCCGGCGAGCCGUGCAGCGACUCGUUUGUUGGGGUUGCUUGCAACGAGCACCGAAAAGUGGCCAACAUCUCUCUGCAGGGGAAGGGGCUUGCCGGAAAGUUGACUCCGGCAGUGGCUGAGCUCAAGUGCCUGUCGGGCCUUUACUUGCAUUACAAUUCUCUUCAGGGAGAGAUUCCGGUGGAGAUUUCGAAUCUGACAGAGUUAACCGAUCUUUAUCUCAAUUUCAAUAACUUGACUGGGGCUAUACCACCUGAGAUUGGAAAAAUGGCUAGUCUUCAAGUGCUGCAGCUGAGUUACAACCAAUUAACAGGGAACAUGCCUACACAAAUGGGAUCCUUAAAAAACCUGAACUUUCUUGCAUUGGAAAGCAAUAGGCUAACAGGGCAAAUCCCUUCAGGCUUAGGAAAUUUGAGGUCCUUGAAAAGCUUGCACUUGGGCUCCAAUCAACUCUCAGGCCAAAUUCCUUACACACUGGCCAAUAACACCUCACUUGAACUCCUUGAUGUCAAAAACAAAAAACUUUCUGGACUCAUCCCUCCUGUUCGAAACAACUCGGGCUUAUGUGGGCCCGGCUUCCCCGUGCUCAGAGCCUACAACUCGCUCGACAGCAACCUCGACCUCAACCUGAACUCCUUCCCAUCUGGCCACACGGGCAAUCCCAAUCCUCAAUCGGCUGCCUUCGCCAUAGUCUGCAACGAGACCAUCUGUUCGGAGACCCCAUCAAAGCUUCCCAAGAUCGGGCUCGUCUCGGGCCUAAUCGCCACCUCGUUCAGGCUGGCGGUGGCCGCUGCCGUCGCUUUUUUCCGGCACCGCCACCAGAAACAGAAGGUCGGGGACAAAUCCGACACGUCCAAUGGGAACCAGCUCAGUAGCGUGGGCCCAACUUCACUCGAUCGCUGCCGGAGCGUGUGGGGCCCACACAGAAGAGACUCGUUCAACCUCGAGGAGGUCGAGUCGGCCACGCAGCACUUCUCGGAGGCGAACCUUUUAGGGAAGAGUAAAUUCUGUCGAGUCUAUAAGGGGGUUCUGAAGGAUGGGUUGAUUAUGGCUAUUAAGUGUAUUGGGAAGACGAGUUGCAAGUCGGAGGAGGAAGAGUUCUUGAGAGGGCUCAGCUUGCUGAAUUCGCUCGAGCACGAGAAUCUGGUGGAGCUCAAAGGGUUCUGUCGGUCCAAGGCUCGAGGGGAGUGCUUCUUGAUUUACAAUUUUGCCCCUGGAGGUAAUUUGUCGAGCUAUCUCGACCGGGAUGAGGUUGUUGUGCUUGAUUGGAAGACUAGGGUUUCUAUCAUCCAUGGCAUUGCUAAAGGUUGGUGUUUGUUUUGA
Molecule: messenger RNA, 1724 nt
Organism: Striga asiatica
Lineage: Eukaryota; Viridiplantae; Streptophyta; Magnoliopsida; Lamiales; Orobanchaceae
Source: the annotation of a GenBank genome assembly